Epinephelus moara (kelp grouper) is the source of this 1663-nucleotide messenger RNA. RefSeq names its product transmembrane protein 198-like. The record is from RefSeq and is a predicted model, not a curated record. Bases 365 to 1366 code for a protein of 333 amino acids. Gene Ontology annotation, cellular component: plasma membrane. Lineage: Eukaryota; Metazoa; Chordata; Actinopteri; Perciformes; Serranidae. The transcript is spliced from 5 exons.
UCGCUGGGAGCAGAUGGUCCCCCUCUCAGAGUCAGGCGUCAGCUGCUCACAUGUGCACAGGUCGGACGCUGAGUCUCGCCCACAGCUCACAGAGGGAACGACACAGUCACACAGACUCUGACAGCUCCCUGUUGGCUUUACAGGAAUGUGACAAACUACCACAGAAGACUGCUUCUCUGUUGAAGCUCACACUUUCUCUGUGAAGAUAUGCCUUAUUCCAGGUGCACAACAGGAAACCAUUUGGUUCAAGUUCUUCGUUUGAGAGCUUCCUCUUUUCCUGAACGCCACAUGGAGGACGUUCCAGUUUCCCCCCGUCAAUGAACAAAGACCACCUGCACGGCAACAGCAGUGAUAAUCCUCUAAGAUGGCAGUCACUUCACUUUAUGUUACCGAGGAGCCCGGCUUAGCUGAGGUGGACAUAUGUACGCUUGAGAUUAAUAUCAAGUAUGAUGUCAUCCCAACUGUUGUCUGCUCCGUCUGCCUUUCAUUUGGCCUCAUCUACACCUUUUUCGGAUACCGCUGCUUCAAGAUGGUCAUGUUCUUCUCUGGCUUCAUGUUUGGCUCAGCAGCCGUUCUCCUGCUGUACCACAAAGAGCCCCUGUUGGACGCCCAGCUGGGGUCAGAGACAAAGGCAGGGAUCGGCUUGGGCGUGGGGGUGCUCUGCGGGCUGAUGACCAUGCUGGUGUCCACAAUAGGACUCCUGCUCAGCGGCCUGCAGCUGGGGAGCCUGCUCUCCCUCGCCAUCCUGCUGGUCAUCGGACAGUUUCACAGCCUCACUCCAGUGUGGUUGCCUCUCUGUGUCGUACUGGCCGCCAGCAUCGUCACCGGGCUCUUCACGCUUCAGUGGCAGAAACUGUUCACCAUUGUCUACACAUCUGUGUUUGGAGCCACCACUGUGAUGCUGUGUGUGGAUUACCUGGUGGGGACGUUUAGGCUGCCGGAGCAGGUGUAUGAUAUGUUCUGUCAAGGUGUCCCACGUCCACUCUGUUGGUUUAACUGGGCGAUCACUGGGAUAUGGCCUGUUCUGGGUCUGAUAGGUGUGUUGGUGCAAUGGAGGUUUACUGCCAAAGGAGUAUCACACACAGAAGCUGCGCACAAAAAACACAACAAACAUGCUAAGAAGCACAGAUACAGAGAGUCAAGAAGAAGACCUCCACCACCCCGUCGGCGCAGGCCUCCAACGCUGAAACGUUACGCUGGAGACGUCCUGGCACCGAGUUACCUCCAGAGCCUUCAGGAGCGCCAGAUGGGAACAGGCUCCUCCGCCAGCAGCAUCAGCACCAUUACACACACUCUGAUAGACUUUGACUUUGAGACGGGCUCCAUGGUGCCUCUGACUGCUGCCUCGCCUGUUUUUACGGUCUGAAGGAGCAAAUAUCUGUAUUAUCAUACACUGAUAACUGAACAUUCCUCUGAGAUGUUCACUUACAUGGAGACAUUUCAACCAGCUUCACCAGAUAAUCAUCAACAUGCACACGGUGUGACUUGAGAUGCUCGGAGAACAUCCCCCGAAUUACAGCAAUACAACAUGCAGAGUCAUCAGACUCAUGAUCAUCAGCAGUUUAUCUCACAGACACUUUGUGUUGUGUUGUGUCGAGCUGUUUUCUUUCACAAGAUGACAUAAUAAUCUUUUGUUCUCCAAUUACAAUGUACCACGUGUCUA